UUUGCAAGAUUACCAAUGCGCAUGCCCACUGGAUCGGUGAGACUCAUCAGCAGUGGUGUUAGCAAUUAGCUUGUCGCCUCUUACUUCCUUCGGUCUAAACGCCUUUCGUGACACCUUUCAACAAAUUCACCGUUCCUUUUGCAUCCACUGGGAUUAUCGGGACGAAAGCGUGAGGGAAUAUGCCCAAAAAUAAAGGUAAGGGAGGAAAGAAUCGGCGGCGUGGAAAGAAUGAAAACGAGUCUGAGAAGAGAGAGUUGGUGUUUAAAGAGGACGGACAAGAAUACGCUCAGGUGAUUAAAAUGCUGGGGAAUGGCCGCCUGGAGGCCAUGUGCUUCGAUGGCACCAAGCGGCUCUGCCACAUCAGAGGAAAGCUGCGGAAAAAGGUGUGGAUCAACACGUCGGACAUCAUCCUGGUGGGCCUGAGAGAUUACCAGGACAACAAGGCCGACGUCAUCCUCAAGUACAACGCGGACGAGGCUCGAAGUCUGAAAGCAUACGGCGAGCUCCCAGAGCACGCCAAAAUCAACGAGACAGACACGUUCGGUCCCGGAGACGAUGACGAGAUCCAGUUUGAUGACAUUGGCGAUGACGAUGAAGAUAUUGAUGACAUCUAAAGACUUCCACACACAUGCACACUCGUGUUUAUCCAACAGGGAUGUUUUGAGCCGAUACAGCGCCGUUGGGGGGAAAAAAAAUCUUUUUUUUUAGAAUCCCGUAUACAAAUUAUGAAGUGUAUUUCCAUUUACAUGACUAGACGUGUUUGCUCAAUGUGGACACAACGGGGGGAGAAAAAAAACAGCAUUUUUUUUCACUCCUCCCCACUGAAAACCAGUCCAACGUUUUUCUUGGUUUCCUCCUGCGUUUCUUUGGAGGAGCGUAUGACUGCGAAAACAUUAAGUCCUUUUAAAAAAAGUGUAUUUAUAUUCAUUUCACGUCUGGUGGAAUUUAAGCAGAAUUGCAGAAUCUUUGGAUUCACCAAUAAAUACAUUAACCUUUUUUUUCCUCCCCUUUCAUUUUUCUUUUGUCUUCCUUUCAUGGGAUGUCUUCACUCGAUUCAUGUUCGCUGUGACUUCCGUAUGAGGCUCAUCCCGGCUCCGCUCGUGUCCCAAAAACAUCCGCAAAUCUACUUUUACUCUUUUACUUUUCUUUGUAUACAGCAGCGGAGGAAGGUUUUCGUUUACCUUACAUCACUGAUUCUAAAUUCCACUUUGCAAAUUACUCACAGUUGAUCUUCAAAGUCUACAGAUACCUAUUCAAAUACCAAAUACCCCCCCUUCUGCGUUUCUGCUGUUUUCUCGGUUCUCACAUCUUGCCACACACACACACCAGGACAACCUCACUCAAUCUUACUUUAUCGGU
Hippocampus comes (tiger tail seahorse) is the source of this 1359-nucleotide messenger RNA. It is a transcript of the gene eif1axb, whose product is annotated as eukaryotic translation initiation factor 1A X-linked b. Lineage: Eukaryota; Metazoa; Chordata; Actinopteri; Syngnathiformes; Syngnathidae. The transcript is spliced from 7 exons. Gene Ontology annotation, molecular function: translation initiation factor activity; RNA binding. Bases 180 to 614 code for a protein of 144 amino acids. Gene Ontology annotation, biological process: translational initiation. The record is from RefSeq and is a predicted model, not a curated record.